This is a messenger RNA of Drosophila suzukii, 294 nucleotides long. RefSeq lists its product as uncharacterized. Lineage: Eukaryota; Metazoa; Arthropoda; Insecta; Diptera; Drosophilidae. The record is from RefSeq and is a predicted model, not a curated record.
AGCAGAAAGACCCAAGGAACAGAAUCAAAACAAAAUCAGGAAACAUGUCUGAUGUUAAUAUAAGUCUCCAGUGCGCGGAAUGCUACCAUCGUCGAGGAGUCCUUUACUACGCAAAUCCUUUGGCCUGGGGACGUCCUUGCCGCCGAUGCCGCAGAAUGAUGUCCAGAAAUGUUGUGGUAGUGCCAACUCAGAUGGGAGUUCCAAUUGCCACCAAUAACACCGCCAACAUAAUUACCACAACCACUUUUGUACCAGUCACUGUGUCCACCUAUUAAAGUUUAAUAAAAACCACUA